Messenger RNA from Alternaria burnsii, 240 nucleotides. RefSeq lists its product as uncharacterized. Lineage: Eukaryota; Fungi; Ascomycota; Dothideomycetes; Pleosporales; Pleosporaceae. The transcript has a single exon. The record is from RefSeq and is a predicted model, not a curated record. The coding region runs from base 1 to 240 and encodes 79 amino acids.
AUGAGAUCUUUGCAUGCUGAAUAUUACCCGGUUCACACCUCCUACAACAAGGAACUUUGUAUCUGCCCAGAAUUGGAACCACCGUUGCUUGUUACCAUGACAAAGAGGUUUCUUCUAUACCAUAUGGUGAUAGAGAUUCCGCGAGCACUCUUUCACGGUAGAAUCUUGCUAUGCCAUGGGUCAUCGUGCCUAAGCUCGUCUCCGACCACCAAUCCCGGGUUGUUGACGGGAUUUUCGUGA